Molecule: messenger RNA, 1827 nt
Organism: Perca flavescens (yellow perch)
Lineage: Eukaryota; Metazoa; Chordata; Actinopteri; Perciformes; Percidae
Gene: cs
Product: citrate synthase
Exons: 11
Coding region: 149-1558 (469 amino acids)
Biological process (GO): citrate metabolic process; tricarboxylic acid cycle; carbohydrate metabolic process
Cellular component (GO): mitochondrial matrix
Source: RefSeq, a predicted model, not a curated record
CAAUCAACAUUGCUGCUACUUGCGGGCCUGAAUCCCUCUUCAACCUUCUGCUUUCUGGAGGGGCACCUUCAACCAGCUCCGUGGUGCACUGGCAGCGGCUUCUUUAGUUGUAAAGAAUAAGUGGAAAUAACACUUUUACACAGACACAAUGUCGUUUCUGACUGUGAGCAGGUUAGCACCUAAGCUACUCAAUUCAAAGAAUGCCACCUACUUCCUUGUGGCUGCCAGAAAUGCCAGCGCAACAACAACAAAUCUGAAGGAUGUUCUGGCAGACCUCAUCCCUAAAGAACAGACCAGGGUCAAGAACUUUAAACAACAGUAUGGCAAAACCAACAUAGGACAGAUUAAUGUUGACAUGGUCUAUGGAGGUAUGAGGGGGAUGAAGGGUCUGGUGUAUGAGACCUCUGUGUUGGACCCUGAUGAGGGCAUCCGUUUCCGGGGCUACAGCAUUCCAGAGUGUCAGAAGUUGCUGCCUGCAGCUCCCGGAGGUGAGGAGCCACUGCCCGAGGGCCUCUUCUGGCUGCUGGUCACGGGACAGGUGCCCACCGAGGAGCAGGUGAACUGGGUGUCCAAAGAGUGGGCAAAGAGAGCAGCACUUCCCUCUCACGUUGUCACCAUGUUGGAUAAUUUCCCCACAAACCUUCACCCCAUGUCUCAGUUCAGUGCUGCCAUCACGGCUCUGAACAGCGAGAGCAGCUUUGCACGGGCCUACUCUGAGGGUGUCCACAAGUCCAAGUACUGGGAGUUUGUCUAUGAAGACUCCAUGGACCUGAUUGCCAAGCUGCCCUGCAUUGCUGCCAAGAUCUACCGCAACCUGUACCGCGAAGGCAGCAGCAUCGGAGCCAUCGACUCAAACCUGGACUGGUCCCACAACUUCAGCAACAUGCUGGGCUACAGCGAUGCCCAGUUCACUGAGCUGAUGAGGCUCUACCUCACCAUCCACAGUGACCACGAAGGGGGCAAUGUCAGUGCCCACACCAGCCACUUGGUGGGUAGUGCCCUGUCUGAUCCCUACCUGUCCUUCAGUGCUGCCAUGAAUGGUCUGGCUGGUCCUCUGCAUGGCCUGGCCAAUCAGGAGGUGCUAGUGUGGCUGACCGCUCUGCAGCAGGAGUUGGGCGGAGAGGUGUCUGAUGAGAAGAUGAGGGAUUACAUCUGGAACACACUGAAGUCUGGAAGGGUCGUGCCAGGCUAUGGCCAUGCUGUCCUGAGGAAGACUGACCCACGUUACACCUGCCAACGUGAGUUUGCCCUGAAGCACCUGCCCAACGACCCCAUGUUCAAGAUGGUCGCCCAGCUUUACAAGAUUGUGCCCAACGUGCUCCUGGAGCAGGGCAAGGCCAAGAACCCCUGGCCCAAUGUGGACGCCCACAGCGGAGUGCUGCUGCAGUACUAUGGAAUGACUGAGAUGAAUUACUACACUGUGCUGUUCGGUGUGUCCCGAGCCCUCGGCGUGCUGGCUCAGCUGGUGUGGAGUAGAGCCCUGGGCUUCCCCUUGGAGCGCCCCAAGUCCAUGAGCACGGAUGGACUGAUGACACUGGUGGGAGCCAAGUCAGGCUGAAGAAGCACCUGAAAAGAGCUGGGGGUUAGUGUGAAGGGUGGGAGGAGGUGGAAAAGUCAAAAAGCAGACAUAGGUUGACCCCCCUCCGUCAUUUCCAAUCCCAGGGAUUCAGUGGGAUUCAAAGAGACAGUACGCUUUUAAUGUCAUUUCACAAAAGAAGGGCCUUUUUUUAAAUCGUCACACCGUUAGCGCUUUGAGUGCGUUUAGUUAAGUUUUCCCCAUCAGGAACAUGAGAGGUGAAAACGUCCAACACAUAUACACGUAACCAA